Molecule: messenger RNA, 3431 nt
Organism: Terrapene triunguis (Three-toed box turtle)
Lineage: Eukaryota; Metazoa; Chordata; Testudines; Emydidae
Gene: MYRF
Product: myelin regulatory factor
Exons: 24
Coding region: 324-3431 (1035 amino acids)
Biological process (GO): protein autoprocessing; central nervous system myelin maintenance; positive regulation of DNA-templated transcription
Cellular component (GO): endoplasmic reticulum membrane; nucleus
Molecular function (GO): DNA-binding transcription factor activity; sequence-specific DNA binding
Source: RefSeq, a predicted model, not a curated record
CGCCCAAGUUGAGUGUCAGGGCUGCUGCUGUUUCUCGGAGGCCGAUGGACAGCUGCCGGGGCCGGACGGGGCCGACACCCCCCGCGGGGAGCCGCGGCGGCUGCUGAGAGCUCCGCAGAGGGGCGCGCUCGGCGGCGCCGGAGCCGGGGCGCGGGGAGCCGGCGGACGGGCGGGAGAGCGGAGCGGGGCACCCCGAGCGCUCAGGGGCCAGUCCCCGCCGGCGCUGCGCGGCCCGAACCCCUGGGCGUCCCCUCUGCGUGUCCGGGGGGAUGCCCCCCUGCGGGCUCGGCCACUAGCCCGGCGGCCCGGUGCAUGGCCCAGCUAUGGAGGUGGUGGAUGAGACGGAGGCUCUGCAGCGCUUCUUCGAAGGCCACGACAUUAAUGGAGCUCUGGAACCUUCCAACAUCGACACCAGCAUUCUGGAAGAGUACAUCAGCAAGGAAGACUCACCAGAUAUCUGCUUCCCGGACAUCCCUGCCUCAGCCAGCUACGCACACACCCAGCCUUCUGGCUCUGCCUCUGUCAGCGCUCCUGUUGCCAGCUCCAUCUCCAGUGUCGCUCAUGUGACCAACCCAGCUUCCAGUGGUGCCCUCCAUCUCUGUCCCCCAGGCAGCCAAGGCCCGGUCCGUCAUGGUCCUCUUUUGGCCAACCCCUGUGGACCCAGCUACAGUGCUCACCUCAACUGCAAUAACAACAAUGGCAUGGUGGUGCCCAAGGGGUACCUCAGCAGCCACUGCCUGAAUAACGUGGUCCCUCCAAUCAAAUCGGAGCCCAAGGCCUCCUAUGCACCCGGCACUUUACCCGACUCUCCCCCGGACUCUGGAUCAGAAGCCUACUCCCCCCAGCAGGUGAAUGAGCCUCACCUCCUCCGGACCAUGACCCCCGAGAACAUGUGCCACAUGACCCCACCUUCCCGGCUGGAGCACCCUCCCCCGCCUCCCCACCUUCAGGGUCCCCCACCACCUCCGCUGCAUCCACACCAGCAGCAGCACAACCCCCACUAUCCCAGUAUGCAGCGGGACAUGUUCAUGAAGCCUGAGCCGCUGAUGCCGCCGUAUGUCAUCGGGCAGGGCAUGUCCCCAGGCGAUCUCCACCACGCCCAGCAGUCACAGAUGCUUCACCAGCUCCUGCAGCAGCAUGGAGCAGACCUCCCAGUUCACCCAGCCAAGAAGAGGAAACACUCAGAGUCGCCCCCCAACACACUCAACGCACAGAUGCUCAACGGGAUGAUAAAGCAGGAGCCAGGGCUAAUUCAAGACAACGACAGCUUGAACGGCUCGUACCUGGAUCCCAACUACCAGUCCAUAAAGUGGCAGCCGCAUCAGCAGAACAAGUGGGUGACUCUCUACGAUGCCAACUACAAGGAGCUCCCCCCACCCACGUACCGGGUGGAUGCGGACAAAGGCUUCAACUUCUCCGUGGGCGACGAUGCCUUCGUGUGCCAGAAGAAGAAUCACUUCCAGGUCACGGUCUACAUCGGCAUGAUCGGAGAUCCCAAGUACGUGAAGACUCCUGAGGGCCUGAAGCCCCUCGACUGCUUCUACCUGAAGCUGCAUGGAGUGAAGUUAGAGGCCUUGAACCAAUCGAUCAACAUAGAGCAGUCACAGUCUGACCGCAGCAAACGGCCCUUCAACCCUGUCACGGUCAACCUGCCUCCGGAGCAGGUCACAAAGGUCACCGUGGGGCGGCUGCAUUUCAGCGAGACCACGGCUAAUAACAUGAGGAAGAAGGGCAAGCCCAACCCUGACCAGAGGUACUUCAUGCUCGUGGUGGCCCUCCAGGCCCAUGCCCAGAACCAGACCUACACGCUGGCUGCCCACAUCUCCGAGCGCAUCAUCGUCAGACAAAGGGCCAGUUCGGGGGUAAAACACAAACGGAGGGCGGACGGGGACCCCGGAGUCUGCAGACAAGCCUCUAACCCGGGGCAGUUUGAGAGUGACAGCGACGUCCUCUGGCAGCGGGCUCAGCUCCCUGACACGGUUUUUCACCACGGCCGAGUUGGCAUCAACACCGACCGCCCUGAUGAAGCCCUGGUGGUCCAUGGCAACGUGAAGGUCAUGGGAUCACUGAUGCACCCAUCAGACAUCCGAGCAAAAGACGACAUCCAGGAGGUGGACACCACAGAACAGCUGAAGAGGAUCUCCCGUAUGCGGCUGGUGCAUUAUAACUACAAGCCAGAGUUCGCCGCCACUGUGGGCAUUGAAAGCACGUCUGAGACAGGUGUCAUUGCUCAGGAAGUGAAGGAGAUUCUUCCCGAAGCAGUGAAAGACACUGGGGACAUGGUCUUUGCCAAUGGGAAAACCAUCGAGAACUUCCUGGUGGUGAAUAAGGAGCGGAUCUUCAUGGAGAACGUUGGGGCGGUGAAGGAGCUCUGCAAACUGACCGACAACCUGGAGACCCGCAUUGACGAGCUGGAGCGGUGGAGUCACAAGCUGGCUAAGCUCAAGCGGCUGGACAGCAUGAAGUCAACGGUCAGCUCUGGGGCGUUCAGCCAAACAGGAAGUCAGUUCAGCCGUGCAGGAAGUGUGCCCCACAAAAAGAGGCCCCACAAAAUGGCCAGCAAGUCCCCAUCUGUUAUCACGGAACAAGCCUGCAUCAGCCAGCGCUUCUUGCAAGGCACCAUCAUCGCCCUGGUCGUCGUCAUGGCGUUCAGUGUGGUGUCCAUGUCCACCCUCUACGUGCUCAGCUUGCGCAAUGAAGAGGACCUCGCAGAUAUUGAUGGAUUAAAUCAGAACUUUGAUAAGACUCAGCUUGUUUCUUCCACGGCUUCGUCAGACAGACCUAGUGAUGGCACUUCACCGCACCCUGUGACAGUGAAUGGGCCUGACUCUGCCUAUCGCUUGCCCGGCCGUAGCAUCGCCGUGUGUUUCAGCCCUCCAUGUUUUUCCAUGUGCUGUUCUGCUGCUCCCACCAAUGCCUCCGCUGUUGCUGUCUCUGAGAGCAGCCCCACGCAUGCCCCCAACAGGACAGACCAGAUCCACACCUCCCUCCUGCCAGGGAUGAGUAUCAAAGCCAAAUCAAGGGGUGUGACGGGGAAGGUGACCUCUCACGCCAAGUGGCCAAAGACCCCGGAGCGGUCGCAGGGCUUCGGCAGCCCCAACGCCAGCCCCUCCUCCCCCUUCACCCACAUUCAGAGCAAAUCCAAAUACAUCUCCAGCUUCUUGCUGUCACGAAACAGCUUCCCGCUGGGGCAGACCCGGCAGCAGCGCAGCAUCACCCAGCCUGCCAGCCAGCAGCCAGGCAUUGCGGGCACUGGGCACGACGGGCCGGAUGCUUCGCUCCGCUCCAUCCGGAUUGUGGAGAAUGACAUGGCCAUCACUCCCCACUACUGUGCAGCCAGGGAUGCAUGCAGGAGAGGAAACAUCACCUACCGCAUCCCCAUCAGCCCGUCCACAGCAGUGAACACCAACCUGACCUUGGAGAUGAAGUGA